This is a messenger RNA of Nanorana parkeri, 1743 nucleotides long. Its product is annotated as tripartite motif-containing protein 67-like. The record is from RefSeq and is a predicted model, not a curated record. Gene Ontology annotation, molecular function: zinc ion binding; protein binding. The transcript has 7 exons. Lineage: Eukaryota; Metazoa; Chordata; Amphibia; Anura; Dicroglossidae. The coding region runs from base 52 to 1743 and encodes 563 amino acids.
GACAUCAGUGUAUGUAAAGGAGAGGCUGUAGAAGAAGAUCGCACGCCAGCAAUGGAGGAAGAGCUGAAGUGCCCGGUGUGUGGCUCGUUUUUCCGGGAGCCGCUGAUCCUGCCCUGCUCCCACAACGUGUGCCUGCCCUGUGCCCGCACCAUCGUGGUCCAGACCCCGGAGAGCGAGCACCUACCUCAUGCCGCCCGGCCCAUGUUGCUGAUGGGGGCCGAUUAUGAUUACCCGGAUCACCUGGAUAAAAUGAGCCUGCACAGCGAGACGGACAGCGGCUACGGCUCCUAUACCCCCAGCCUUAAGUCACCCAAUGGGGUCAGGGUGCUGCCACCCGCUCCUGCCCCGAGCUUGGGUGCUUCCGCCGGAGCAUCCUCCCGAGGGCUGCACGGCAACGUGUGCAGUUCUUCCUCCAUCACCUGUCCGCAGUGCCAUCGCAGCGCAUCACUGGACGAGAGGGGACUGCGGGGCUUUCAGCGCAAUCGGCUGCUGGAGACCAUAGUGCAGAGGUACCAGCAAGAGCGCGGGGCAGCGCAGGCUGACGCAGAGGGCAGCGGCACGCCAGAGGCAGCUGGAGGACUUAGCAAUGCCAGGUGUCAACUGUGCGACACGAACCCAGCCGAGGCCGCGGUUAUGUGUGAGCAGUGCGAUGUCCUGUACUGUUCUUCCUGCCAGAAAAAGUGUCACCCUAUCAGAGGACCUUUCGCCAAGCACAGGCUGGUGUCACCGGCUCAGCUAGUGCCUUCCAGCGCCAGCAGACAGAAACUGGCCUGCACAGCUGUAGCGCAUCCUAACACGGCCCGAAAAUUUCCAACCUGCACUGAUCAUGAGCUGGAGAACUAUAGCAUGUAUUGUCUAAAUUGUAGGACACCUGUGUGCUUCCAGUGUCAGCAGGAGGGAAAGCAUGCCAAGCAUGAGAUGAAAGCACUUGGGAUUAUGUGGAAGCAACACAAGGCUCAGCUUUCCCAGGCUUUAAGUGGAGUUUCUGAUAAAGCAAAAGAAGCCAAAGAAUUCUUGGUUCAGCUAAAGAAUAUACUUCAACAAGUCCAGGAAAAUGGUCUGGAAUAUGAAGCAUGCUUGGUUGCCCAAUGUGAUGCUCUGGUUGAUGCAUUAAACCGCCAGAAAGCGAAAUUGCUUACCAAAGUCACAAAAGAACGAGAACAUAAAUUCAAGGUUGUCUGGGACCAGAUAAAUCAUUGUACACUCAAACUUCGCCAGUCGACUGGGCUGAUGGAAUACUGCCUUGAAGUAAUCAAGGAAAAUGAUCCCUCUGGUUUCUUACAGAUUUCAGAUGCUUUGAUAAAACGAGUUCAAGGCUCUCAAGAUCAGUGGGUAAAAGGUGCCUUAGAACCCAAAGUCUCUCCUGAGUUUGACCUUACAUUGGACAGCGAGCCUUUGUUGCAGGCCAUUCACCAGCUGGAUUUCAUUCAGAUGAAAUUUCCCGUUACAGUACCCCCAGUACCACUACUGCAACUGGAAAAAUGCUGCACUAGAAAUAACAGCGUCACUCUUGCAUGGAGAAUGCCACCCUUUGCCCACAACCCUGUAGAAGGAUAUAUUCUCGAGUUGGAUGAUGGAGAUGGAGGUCCAUUUAGGGAAGUUUAUGUGGGUAAAGAAACUUUGUGCACAAUUGACGGUCUUCACUUUAACAGCACUUACAAUGCAAGAGUCAAGGCCUUUAACUCAACAGGACUUGGACCUUAUAGUAAGACCGUCGUUUUGCAGACAUCUGAUGGUAAGUAA